UUUUUUUCAUGUUUCUUGGAGUCAGUCGGCAACACUAGAUCCUUGAACAAUCAUCAUCAUGGCAAGCCCGACCAUCACGCUGCGCACAGGCCGCAAGAUGCCCCAGGUGGGCCUGGGUACCUGGAAGGCUGGUCCUGGCGUUGUGGCCAAGGCGGUGGAGACAGCCCUUCGUGCUGGUUAUCGCCAUCUGGAUUGCGCUUGCGACUACGGAAAUGAGACCGAGGUUGGCCAGGGUAUCAAGGCUGCCAUUGAUGCCGGCGUGUGCCAACGCGAGGACAUCUUUGUCACCAGCAAGCUCUGGAACACUUUCCAUCGCAAGGAGCAUGUGCGCCCUGCCUGCGAGCGCACCCUGAAGGACCUGGGUCUGGACUACGUCGACCUGUACCUGAUCCACUUCCCCAUCUCGCUCAAGUAUGUUCCCUUUGAGAAGCGCUAUCCUCCCGAGUGGUUCCACGACCUCGAUGCGGCCAGCCCUAAGAUGGAGCUGGACCCGGUCCCCAUCAGCGAGACUUGGGCCGCCAUGGAGGAGCUUGUUGAUGCCGGUCUGGCCAAGGACAUUGGUAUUUCCAACUUCAACUGCCAGCUUAUGACCGACCUUCUCUCCUACGCUCGCAUCAAGCCUGCCGUCAACCAAGUUGAAUUGCAUCCCUACUUGACCCAAGAGACGCUCGUCCGCUUUUGCAAAGAGAACGAUGUGGUGGUCACCGGCUACAGUCCCCUUGGUGCAGGCUCCUACGUGUCCAUCAACUCGGCCAAGGAAGAAGAAUCGGUUCUCACCAAUCCCAUUGUGACGGCCAUCGCGGAGCGUGUCAAGCGUACACCAGCCCAGGUGUGCUUGCGCUGGGCUGUUCAGCGCGGCUACACCAUUGUGCCAAAGUCGAGCCAAGAGUCUCGGCUGAAGGAGAACCUGAACCUGUUUGACUUUGAGCUGGCCGACGACGAGAUGAAGGCCAUCUCCAGCCUCAACUGCAACCGCCGCUUCAACAACCCGGACGUGUUUUGUGAGCUGGCCUUCAAGCAGUUCUGCCCCAUUCACAGUUAAGCGACUCCGAUCAGGGCGCCAGUGUGCCUGAUGCCAAGGCCGGCAGUUGUUUGCAGAAUUCAAAGCUAGUGCC
Messenger RNA from Monosiga brevicollis MX1, 1115 nucleotides. RefSeq lists its product as uncharacterized. The record is from RefSeq and is a predicted model, not a curated record. Bases 59 to 1042 code for a protein of 327 amino acids. Gene Ontology annotation, molecular function: aldose reductase (NADPH) activity. Gene Ontology annotation, cellular component: cytosol. Lineage: Eukaryota; Choanoflagellata; Craspedida; Salpingoecidae. The transcript is spliced from 13 exons.